AUGGCAGCCUCCAGCAAACGCCAUGCCGCUACUUCACAGAGUGGGAAUUACGCUGACGCCGAUGCUGGAUCAGUACCUUUUGGGGAGGGAGACUUUAUAUUGAAAAACGACAGUGAUAAGUCAACCGACUCUUUCACAAACCGGAAUAUUAACGUGGAUGUUCAAGUUGACAAGUCAAACUACGGAAAAUUGCUCGGACAUCUCGGUAGCAACCACUACCGAUGUCUUGGCAUGGCUGCCUACUCUAGGAAUAAUCCAUAUGUUAAAUUAUUACUACAAGCUAUGAGUCAAAGUGGAUGUGAAGCAUUUCAAGAUCGUCAUUUUGCCUGCGAACAGUGCUCGGAAGUUGUCAAUGGUGGAUUUGAUCCAUCAACAUCUCAAAUUGUUUUAUGUCAGAAUAACAUAAAAACACAGUCCGCGAUGGAUCGAGUAAUAACUCACGAAUUGAUCCAUGCCUUUGACCAUUGUAGAGCUAAAAUUAAUUGGAACGACAUUAGACAUCUAGCAUGUACAGAGAUUAGGGCUGCCAAUCUAAGCGGUGAUUGUUCAUUUGGCAUGGAACAUUUUGGUAGAUUUCAUAGGAUGCAGUUUGGAUUUGUUAAACACCAACAGACAUGUGUUAAGGACCGAGCGAUUCGAUCUGUUCUUGCUGUUCGUGACACUUCAGAGAAACUAGUAAAACAAGCAGUAGAUGAAGUAUUCGACACAUGUUUUAAUGAUCUUGAACCUUUUCACAAAAUUCCCCGCAGUAAAUCUGAUGCAAAGGCUGCCUGGAGGGAACGAUAUCGUUAUGAACUAUAAGCAAUGGAAUGAUUAUUAAAAUAUUUUAUAAAAUUAUUAAUUGAAUUCUU
Molecule: messenger RNA, 851 nt
Organism: Saccoglossus kowalevskii
Lineage: Eukaryota; Metazoa; Hemichordata; Enteropneusta; Harrimaniidae
Product: mitochondrial inner membrane protease ATP23 homolog
Biological process (GO): mitochondrial proton-transporting ATP synthase complex assembly; mitochondrial protein processing
Molecular function (GO): metalloendopeptidase activity
Source: RefSeq, a predicted model, not a curated record